Molecule: messenger RNA, 7177 nt
Organism: Blepharisma stoltei
Lineage: Eukaryota; Ciliophora; Heterotrichea; Heterotrichida; Blepharismidae
Source: the annotation of a GenBank genome assembly
AUGGACAACACAACUCUUCGUAAGUUUGAGAGCAUCAGCUUAGGAAAAGGGCCACUUUUUGACUGGCAACAAGAGCCCCAGCUGGUCCCUUACUAUCUACAAGGGAACCGCCGCUUUGAAUCAAAUGCUAUGAUUGAAGCGCGUAACCGAAUCAGGAAUUCUCCUGAAGUCCGUGAAUCAAUAAACCGCUUUUGGAGUUUGGUCAAGAAAAACCCAAUGGGCAGGGUGGAGAAAGAAGUCUACACCCAGCUUUGCCUGUGUUUUUCUAAGCUGCUUCUUCCUGACUUCAGCAGAGACGACAGCUUAAAAGUCAUUGAAGAAGACUGGGAUACCGACUCAGCUGGCGCUGAUGCUUUAGACUAUAAACACUUCUAUGACGCUAUUUUCCAGCUUGCUGACAUAUGGACUGAAGAAGUCAACCCUAACACUUAUGCAGAGUUUUUAAUCAAAAUUUACAGAAGAAUCACUACAAAAAGAGUGGUAACCCAAAAUGGUGAAGUCAAAAAAAUAAUGCCAAGCAUAAAACUUGUAUUCCCUGACAGUGUUAAAAAAGAAGACGACUGGGAAGAUGUGCAUAGUGAUGAGAGCUAUGACUCAGAUUAUGAAUAUAACUUUCAAGAAGCGGAAGGAAAACGGCAGAGGGUAAAAAGGCUGAAAAGAGAAACUAAUAAUGAAAAAGAAGGAGAUGAGCUUAUGUAUGAUGAAAUUGUGGGGAGUGACUGGGAAAUUCCUGAAGAAGAUGAACAGAUUGAAAUGUCUGAGCUGGAUGAUAUCAUCCCUUUUGGAAAAAUCGCUCAUAACUAUAUUUCUUCUUUGCAUGACCCAAGAGCUCAGGAAGAACACUUGCAAGUUCCUUUUUCAACUUUUAGCAAGGCUGUAGAGAUUCAAGAAAAGUUAGAGCAUGAAGAAGAUGAAGAAGAAGAAGAAAGGGCUGCAUGACUUUUGCUAUGAAUUUUUUGGCAGUUUAGCAAAUUCUCAUAGGGAUUUUACUGAAUAUUGCUUUUUGAUAAUUUAUAUAGAAAUGUCAUUAAUUUUCAGAGAAAAUGCUGAUAAGAAAAAAUUCAACAAAUUUUCCUAAUGUAUGUCUAAUAUCAAAAAUUGCAGAGAAAAAGCUACACCGAAGAAAUGGCCCCACUCAAAAUGGUUUCUCUUAUUCCCCCUUUAAGAUGCAAAUGGUUGGAAACUUCCAACUUUUUUUGGGAUUUUUAUCCUACAUAGCAAGUAAAAUUUUUUUAUAUAAAUUAUAAUUUAGAUUUAUCCAAUUAAUAUUUUUAAAAUUUAGACAGCUUGCUUAAGAUAAAUUAAAUACUUUCAUUAGCAAGCAAAAAUACUUACUCAUUCUUAGAGUGUUAAAAGAAGGGAAGUUAGCUCCAACGAUAAAAACUUUUUAGAAGUGAAAAGCUGGAACAAAAAAAUCCAAGAAGCCGUUAAAGAGACAAAUAAUGGUGAAAUGACGCCAGUAGGACUAUUUCUUCAUAGCCUUUCAAAAAGCGUGCAAGACUAUAUUACAAUCAUCCCUGACGAAAAAAAGACAUAUAUCAGAAACACACUAAAAAGAAAAUCAUCAAUAAAAAUCACCAAUGCAAGCGUAAAAAUAGUAGAUGGAAAUUUAUCAGCGACUAAGAUUGGAAACCGUCCUUCAGUCCAUGAUUUCAACUUGACAGCUAUUCCUGAACAUAAAGGCAUGGAAAUGGCAGGGUCUGCGAUUUUAGGCGAUGACAUGAAUUCUGGUGAGCUUAGCUUGCAAAGCGGGAUUCCAACAGUAAAAUCUGCCACAAUUUCAGGACUUCGAAAAAGCUUACUUGAGCAGAAAUACUUGCCCAUGAUGAAAAGAUUCGAGAGGAAAACAAUCGUGCUUUCUAAGAAGGGAAAACUGCCUACAGAAGAAGUAUCCUCUUUAUCUGCGGUAAACCAGUCAAAAAUAGAAGAUGUUGAAGAAGAAAUCAACCCAGAGCCUCUGAAACUGCUUGAGUCCUUACAAAGUGCAGAAAAAGCGCCUACAGUUGACCCUAAUAACGGCUUGUGGGAUAUUAUUGAAAGAGUCAAUAAUGAUGUUCUGAAAAUCUUAAUAUUAGGCAAGCCAAGAAGUGGGAAAACCACUUUAGCAAAAGACUUAGCAGCUUCAUUAGAUUUAAAACAUAUUGAAAUUACUUCUAUUAUUGAAGCUCUGAUUAAAAAAGGACAAGUGGAAGAUGAAGAAAUGUAUGAUGAAGACAACCCAAAGCCAGAAGUUUACACGCCUUUCGAAAAAGAAAUCCUACAGAGACUAAAAUUUCCCAUAACUUUUAAAAAAUCAUCUAAAAAUAUUUUAGUAUUUCAAAAAAUAUCAAAAUUUGACGAUCAGGGAUAUAUAUUUACUAUGAUAUUUAAAUAUUCAGGAAAAAUAAUUAUUGUAAGUCAUGCAAAAUAUAUAGUUGAUAGAUUAAGCGAAGGAAAAUCUUUAACUGAUGAGCAAAUAAUCGCCCUUGCAGACGAAGCAAUUCACAGCGAUGAAGCGGAAAGCAAAGGCUUUGUGCUCGAUUUACCCCUAACCCCUGAGCUGUCUGGGUUUAUUUUGAGCGUAAAAUUCAAUUUUGUUGUUGACUUAGACAUCUCAAAUAACGACCUAGUAAAACAAGUAGAUGGCUUGAAAUGGGAUCCCACCACAAACACUCUCUAUACAAAAUACAACAUCACAGAGCUCAAAAAGCCAAAAAUGAUCGUCGAUGAGAACGACGAACCAAUUGAAGACGAAACUCCAAAGCCAAAAUUCGAAGAAUUUGUAGUAAGAGCUGACGACACUAAUGAAAAUUAUUAUAAAUCUAUUGGUGACUAUGUAAAAAAGGUCAGAAGUAUGUUUGACGGCAUGAUAAAUUCCCUUCCAGUAUCAUGGCGUUUUGAUUUUGAUGCUGCAGGCUUGAACCCAACAGUCCGAAGAGAUGCAGUCCUUGCUAAAUUAGGCUCAAGAAAAAAUAAAUUGCCAGCUGCCAAAAUUUUGGAGCCAGAAAAUGAUUUUAAAGCCCUUCUUUUCCAAAAUAUUGACGAAGGAAAAGAGCCAAGAUCAUGGUCAAUUUGGAAACAAAUUGACCCUGUAGCCUUAAAAGAAGAAAAAGUAGUGGAAGGAAAGCCUGAAUUUGCAGUCGAGUUUUCAAAUAAUGUAUUUGUAAUGAGCUCUGAAGAAAACCAAAAGAAAUUCGCCAGCAACCCUCGAAAGUAUCUAAAUGAUGAGCCAAAAAUGCCACAAUCUUAUAGAGUUUUAUUAAUCGGCCCACCAAAGUCUGGCAAAAGGACUCAGGCUGAAUAUUUAUCAGCAAAAUAUGGCUGGAAAUUAUUUGAGGCUAACGAAGUGGUCAGCCAAAGCAUUAUGUCUCAGAAAAAGAACAGAAAAUUACUUCGACCUUCUCAUCCUGAGUCAGGAUUUGUGCAAGCUUCAGAGCCUGAAUUUCAAUCUAUUCUGAAAGGAGGCGCUUUGGCAUCACCAUUACUUAUGCCAAUUUUGCUACAAAAACUUGGCGUUCCUUUACAAAAGAAGCCGCCACCUCCUCCAACUCCAAAAGAAGGCGAAGAAGAAGAGCCACCAACUCAGCAGCCUACAGACAGAUCAAUGAGAUCUAAAAAAGAUGAUAAAGACAGCGACAAAGAAAGCAGUGAAGGCGCUGUUGAAGAACAAAAAAUCAUUGAGGAUGCCCCUCUAGGCGAAGAGCCAGCUGCCCCAGAAGUCUCAGCCACUCCUGAGCCUAUUGUCUAUGAAGAUUUGCCGCUCACAGAAAUUGUAGCCCAGCCUAUAAAGCCAGAAGAUUUACGAAAAAUAAUUAACGGGCUUAUCAUGAUCGGGUACCCUGCCACAGUAGAGGACGCCCAGCUUCUUAAAGACUCAAAUUUCGAGUUCGACAAAAUUUUAUACUUCAUUGACCCUACAGAUGGACAAGAGCUCGUUAAAAGAGGCAUCGAAGAAAUGUUUGACCUCACCCAAGAGCUUACUUUGGCUGAUCAAGUCUCAGGCGCUUGCAAAGAAGUAUUUGGUGAGGAAACUGUUAUAGAAAUCCCAAUUGUUGGAAGUGAAGAAGAAGUCCACAAUUUAAUUUGCAGAAAACUUGACCCGUUUUAUGUACAAAUUGAUGCACCAGAAAUUAAUAUAGUUAAAGAUGAUGUAGAAGAAGGAAAAGUGCCUUUGCCACUGGGAGAGUAUGGGAAGUAUGACCCUGUUGUGAUGAAAGAAGAUAAAUGGAUAAUCCCAGGGUCUGAGGAAUUUGAAGUCCAAAGCUUUGGGAAGCGAUAUAUUUUUGCUGGAGAGGCUGAGAUGGAAAAAUUCAAUAAAAAUCCGCUGAGCUAUAUUUCUCAAGAGCCAGUUGUAGUUCCACAACCUCAUUUAAUGGUUUUCGGGUCUCGAGGUUCAGGAGUAAACACAAUGGUUUCAUUGGUUUCUCAGAACUAUCAAGUAGAGUCAGUUCCUCUUAAAAACUUAUAUCUAAAAGUCAUUGCAGAAGAGCAGCUAAAGCGCCGUAAAGAAAGACUUUUAAGAAAAGGAUUUACCCCUAAAGAAGAAACUGACGAGCCUUACGAUCCUUUAAAUGAUGACCCAGAAAUCACUGAAGAAGCUGAAGACUUUAACCAAGCUCUUCAUGAGCAAAAAAUGAUGAGGGACCUCUUAAAAGGAGACAAACCGCUGAUUAUCAAUAGCAGAUGGUUUGAUAUUGAAGAAGAAAAGGUUUCUCAAAAUUUAAUUGACAUUUUAUCUGAAAGCAGAAGGCUGCCUGAAAUUGCAUUCAUUUUGAAGAGUUCUGAAGAAAAUACCAUCAAAAGAUUACUGGGCACUGAAGGGAUUGAAGCUGAGUAUAAUAGGAUUAUGGAACAAAGGAGGAUUGAAAAGCAAAAAGCAAAAGAAGAAGCCAGAGAAGAAGCAAGAAGACAGAGAAUUGAGAACGGAGAAGAUGAAGAAGAAUUACCUCAAGAAGAGGAAGAAGAAGAGGAUGAAGAAGACCCAGAUGCCCCUGUGCUUGCAGAUAUGCUUGAAGAGGCUAAACAAAAAAUCAUCCAAAUGCGAGAAAACGAUAUCCAACAAAUGGAAGAAACCAAAGAGAAACUUGAAGAAAAAGGCGUCAUUGUAUUUGAAAUCAACGGUGACAUGUCAGUCGAAAGAAUGUAUCAAAAAAUCGACUUUGAAAUCAAGCAGCAGCUAAAAGGCAGAGAAAACUUAAUUGAACGACAAACCUCUGUAAAACUUUCCAAAGAAAAAGCUAUGGAGCUGCUUCAAACCCAAAAAGUGUUACCGUCUGCUGUAAGAUUUAACAGUCCUAUAAAGUCAGACAAUCUAAGAAUUUCAACUGAGUUUCCAGUGCUUUACAGAGACAGAAUUUAUUUCCCAAAUUCUAUUGAAGAACAAAAAUCAUUUAUAGAAACUCCAUUGGCCUUCAGUAAAAUUGAAGCUGCACCAUGGGAUAUUCAUAACCGUCCAUACUGUGCAAUUAUUGGAAAUCCUCUUACUGGGAAAACAGCCUUAGCCAAAGACCUUGCAAAAGAGCUUGGAAUAGUCAGAAUUUCUUUAAGAGAAACAAUAGAAGAAGUCUUAAAGCUAGAAAACGAAUUAGGUCAAAGAGUUCGUGACGUGUUAGGAAAUGGCUAUGCUCUUGAAGAGUCUUUAGCUGUAGAAAUAAUCUGCUGGAGAAUUGAGCAGCAUGAUGUAGUAGAACAUGGUUGUGUCCUAGAUGGAUUCCCAAAGACGAUUCAACAAGCUAUGCUGCUAGCUGAGUUUAACAAGCUUCCAAACCCUAUUUUUUAUUUAGAUGCAGAGCCUACAAGUGUAUUGAAGCGUCGAGGCCAGAAAUUUAAGCAUGAUAAAAAAUCAUUAAAUUCCCAAAUAAAGCAGUCUACAAAAAAUAACAAUGAAAUCCUCUCAUGGGUCCAGAACACCUUUGAUACUGCCAGAUAUUUAUCAACUGACCAUUCUAAAUGGUGGGUUAAGGAUACAGCAAUUGAGCAUCUUAGCAUAGUAUAUGGAGCCCGAAAUAACUAUGCCAUUGCCAAGCUAAAAGGCACACCUAUCAAUAUACAAUAUUUAGGAAUUGCCAGACAAGACAUAAGCAGCGCCUUGAGUAAGUUCAAAAGAUAUGAUAUUGUUAUAUGGAAGUUUAGAGGAGAGCUUAAAGAAGUAAAAAAUAGCGACUAUGUCGUGGAAUAUAACUCAAGAUUUUAUGUGUUUUCAAGCAAGGAAAAUAUGGAUGCCUUUAUUGCGACACCUGAAAAGUUUUUAAAUGCAAAACCACUGCCAAAAGAUUUACCAAGGCAACUUCAACCAUCUGAGUGCGGAGAAAUCGCUGAAAGCAGAAUUGAGUUAGAUGGGCAUUGUGUGGUCACUUUGGAAGAAGAUAAAAGCUGCGUCAGAGGCGACCCGAUGAUUUUGGCUGCUUAUAAAGAUAGAAUUUUUUCUUUUGCAAAUAAUGCGCAGAGGAAUAAAUUUAUGCGAAAACCUCAAAAAUAUGAAAAAACGAAUUUGCCGGUAAAAAUCCCACCAAAACCUGGAAAUGUGCCGUUGAGUAUGCUAGGGGAGUUUGAAAACUCAAUUGGAUAUAUAGAGCAAUCACUUGGACAAGUUGUGAUUAAAGCACUAUUAGAGGUUGGAAGCCAAAAAUUAGUAUAUCCAUUGUUAAACUCCCCUCCCUAUUUAAAUUGGAUAAAAAAUCCUAAAAAAAUUUCUUUGAAUUUUAAUUGAUUUUGGCUAAAAAUUAAUUACAAAAGCUAAUCCAUUUAGUGUGAAGACUGUUUAAGUAAUUUUAUCAAUUAAAAUUAGUCAAAACUAUAUUAUUUUACUUAAAAAUUUCCCAUUAAAAAAAAUUUUGUUCCAAUUUAAAGGAGGGUUAAAUUACCUAAAAAAUAAAAAAUUUAAGGAUGUUUUGCUCCAAUUUAAAGGAGGUGAGUAAGUGUCAAAGAAAGUGCACUAAAACACUUCGGACUUUAUCUCAAAGCCCAUAAUCCAAAAAACAGUAGAUACCAAAAUAAAAAAUAUGCAGAAAGAAUGAAGGAGUUCAGGGAGCAUUGCACAAUUAUGCAGGAGUUAUAUGAAGAAGGUGUUAGAAAAGAAAAUGGGGAGUUGAAAGAUUGGGAAAUAAAGAACAAUUAUACAAAGGGAGACAAUUUUUCAAAGAUGCUUGACCAAUAUCAAAAAGACAAAAAUUCGUAUUUAGCUCAUUUUAUAAGAUAA